GAGCCUUUGAAGCGCAUUGCAUAUUGGGGAGCUGUGGAGUAAGUAUAAAUCUGAGGCUGAAGGGAAUGUCCAUACAGUUACCAUGAAGGCACAGGUGCUGUCUGUUUUGAUACUGUGCAGCAUUGCUGAGGAGUCGCUGGCUGUUACCAGGGAAUAUAGCAUCGCAGCGGUGGAGCUGAGAUGGGAUUACCUGCACACUGACUAUCUGGAGUCGAUUCCCACCAAGCGCAACUUCCCAGCAGCUUCCCACCACCCCAAGGAGGAAGUGCAGCAGUACACCAAGGCAGUGUACUGGGAAUAUACAGAUUCCACAUUCACAACUCCUAAAUCCAAACCAACAUGGAUGGGCAUUCUUGGUCCCACAAUAAGAGCAGAGGUCAAUGACAAAGUCGUGGUUCACUUCAAGAAUCUGGCCUCACGUUCCUACAGUGUGAAUCCCUUUGGAAUCUCCUACUGGAAACAAUCAGAGGGUGCAGAGUACAGCGAUGAAACCUCCCAGGCAGAGAAAGGGGAUGAUGCAGUAGCCCCUGGGGAGGGAUAUCAGUAUGUCUGGGACAUCCUGCCUAGCACUGGCCCCACCUCAGCGGACCCACAGUGCCUCACGUACUCCUAUUCCUCCCACGUCCACACUGUCAGAGACUUCAACUCAGGGCUGAUUGGAGCACUACUUGUCUGCAAAGCAAACACUCUGAAGGCAGAUGGAAGUCAAAGCGGCGUGCAGGAGUUUGUCUUGCUGUUCUCGGUGUUUGAUGAAGCUCAGAGCUGGUAUGGAGAAGCAGACAUGCUCAGAGAAAGACUGCGGAACACAAAGAGAACCGUUAAAAAACAGUAUCACUCAAUCAAUGGAUUUGUGAAUUCCACUUUAACUGGCUUGAAAAUGUGCCAAAAGAAGGCGGCCCACUGGCACCUGAUUGGAAUGGGCACGGCUCCAGAGAUCCACUCUGUUCAUUUCCAUGGACACACUCUGCUGGUGCAGAAUCACAGGAAGGUCUCCUUUGACAUGACGCCCAUGACUUUCGCCACCGCGCAGCUGACCGCUGUCAACACCGGGAGGUUUCUCAUUUCCUGCGAGAUACACACUCACCAGCACGAUGGAAUGAAUGCAUACUUCAGUGUGGAGUCCUGCCCGGAGGAACUGCAGGAAAGAAAAGUGAAUCAUGAUUAUGAUGAUGAAUAUGAAAAGGGAUUCAACACGGAAGACAUAUUGUCUGGACUUUUUGAGAUGCCUCCCAAGUUGAACGUGCGAUCAUCGUUAAAGAAGCAGCCAAAGAAGUGGGUUCAUUACAUCGCAGCAGAAGAGGAGGUGUGGGACUACGCACCAACCAUUCAUAAUGAAAGAUACAGAAGUUUAUCUACUGUGUAUUUAGAAAAGGGUCCGCAGCGCAUUGGCAAGCAAUACAAAAAAGCUGUGUAUGUUGAAUAUACAGAUGGCACAUUCAGAAAGCGCAUGCCAAAGAAUGGACGAGACAGAGGAAUCUUGGGUCCGGUUUUAAGGGGAGAAAUCGGAGAUGAAUUUCAGAUAACCUUCAAGAAUCUCGCCAGACAUCCUUUCAACAUCUAUCCACAUGGGCUCACGACCGUGCAGUCGUUUGUUGCUAAGCCGUCCCUGGAAGGGAAGGACCUGAAGAAAUUGGCCAUUCAAACCAAUGAAACGUUCACGUACUCCUGGAAAAUAACCUCCGAGGAUGGGCCGACCAAGUCUGACCCUCGCUGCCUGACACGCUUCUACCACAGCAGCCUGGACCCGGUCCGAGACGCGGCUUCAGGGCUUGUGGGCCCUCUGGUCAUAUGCACAGUGAAUACUCUCAAUUCCCUGGGAAAAGUGGUCCAAUCAGACAAAGAAAGGUACCUGCUGUUCUCAAUUUUUGAUGAAAAUAAGAGUUGGUACAUCAAUGAAAACAUAGAGAAAUACUGUGGCACUCCAUCCAGUGUGGACCUGGCUGAUCCUGGUUUCUAUAACUCCAACGUGAUGUACAGUGUCAAUGGCUACAUGUAUGACUACCUCAAUUUAAAGAUUUGUGUAGGAGACGUGGCUUUCUGGCAUGUCAUAAAUUUUGGGCCCCAGAGCGACUUUCUGUCCGUGUACUUUGCUGGAAACACUUUUGAGUGGCAUAAAAACGUGUAUGAGGUUGUGCUGACCCUGUUCCCCAUGUCUGGUGAAACUGUCCAGAUGGAGCCGCAAAAAAUGGGUGAAUGGCUAAUAGGAGCUUUCGACUCAAACUUCAGAGACAGGGGUAUGAGCGCCAAAUACACAGUACAUGACUGCGAAUAUGACUACAGAGUCAGCGACCUGGGGGUGGAUGAUUAUUAUCAAGUUUUGGAUUACGUGCAACACAAUUUUUCUCCAAGAGGCUUUAACAAAAACAACAGGACCGUAAUCUUCAAACUGUGCAAGAAAAACUCAACAACUGCCUCUGGUAACGUAACAGAAAGCCGUAACGCACCCCGCUGCAAAGUUAAAUAUGUUCAGACUCUCGAAGACAAAACUGAGAAGACUAAUAAAACCAUGGAGGGCUUGGAGAUUCCAUUGGGUGUCAUAAGUAAUUUGGAAAUCAAGGAUAGUCCUUCUGUUGAGGGAAACCAAGGUAAGUCUCAACCCUGGAUUAUACAGGGAAAUACAACCAUGCAGAAAGAAAUGACAGAAAAAUAUAUUCUACCAAUAAAAGCUGAGGGUGACAGACAAAGCAUGGGUAUAACCGGGAGUGCAAGCAGUAAGAAGGCUGGUUUUGAUCAAGGGGACACAGCAGAAGAGUCUGCUCCUUCCAAUAUUGAAAAAGAGUUGGAUCCUCUCCAGAGUACAGAAUCGGAGGAGGGUUCUGAAGAGCCGUCACACAUCCAAGAAUGUAGCAGUGACUGUAAUAAGCAUCGCAAGAAAAGAUCUCCAGAAUCGACCAAAUCACCAAAUCACCAUGAUCGGGCUAAACUAGGCGACCGGAAAAAUGGAAAGCAGUUAUUUAAAAAAAUUCUGAAUCGGAUUUACAAAGAGGACAAAAAAAACACUGUUAUGCAGCAUGGAAAUCAAGUCAUUAAAGUGACAUCACCUGUUCUGGAUAAUUCCAACCAAACUCAUAAAAGGUCGUCUGUAAAAACACAAGCAAACCUCACAGACCACGUUCCAAAUUCUCACUGUGUAAAAACGAAAGAACUGCUGCCUGAGGAAACGGAUUCCUAUUAUGAUUAUUACAGCCUUGGCGGGAAUGACACAGAAGAGGACUUUGAUAGCAAUGAUGACAUGCACCUUGAUUUGCGUACCAAGGAAGGGAAAGAGCACUACUACUUUAUCGCAGCCGUGGAGGUGAUGUGGGAUUAUGGCAUCAAGAAACCUCCACAGUUAAUAAGUAUCAGAGAGAUGAGAAGGGGGUGGGAGAAGUUUUUCCCCAAGUACAAGAAGGUUGUGUUCAGGGAGUUCCAGGAUGGUGACUUCUCUCAGCAGACAUCCCGCGGUGAAAUGGAGGAGCACCUGGGGAUCCUGGGGCCAGUGAUCAGGGCUGAAAUCAAUGAUGUCAUAACUGUCGUAUUCAAGAAUCUGGCCUCCAGACCGUACUCUUUCAACCUGCAUGGUGUGUAUGACCGGGCGAUGAAUCCAACUCUGUACAAUUCACAGGACAGAGCGACAGAGGGUGUCAAACCUAAUGAGAUACGCAAGUACUCCUGGAAAGUGACCAAGCAGGAGGGCCCGACUGACACGGAAUUCGACUGCAAGACAUGGGCCUACUACUCCAGCACCAACCCAGAGAAGGAUAUGAACUCGGGGCUGGUGGGCCCCCUGCUGAUCUGCAAGCCUAACACUCUCGACAAGGUCUUCAGACGCCAGCUGAACAUUCAGGAAUUCUCAUUGCUCUUCAUGGUGUUUGAUGAAACCAAGAGCUGGUACUUGGAGGAGAAUAUCGAGAUAUUCUGUAAACCGCCUUGUCAGAUUGACAGAAAUGACCUGCCAUUUAAAAGGAGCAACAAAUUUAACGCUAUCAAUGGAUACGUAGCGGAGACGCUGCCCGGGCUGGUGAUGGCUCAGCACCACCUGGUUCGCUGGCACCUCCUGAAUUUGGGCAGCGGAAGGGAGAUCCACACAGUUCAUUUCCAUGGGCAGUCGUUUACUGUGCGGACAGACCAGGAGCACAGAAUGGGCGUCUAUAGCCUGUACCCUGGCAGAUUUGGGACAGUGGAAAUGAGACCUGAGAAAGUGGGGUCCUGGUUGGUGGAAUGCAUGAUCGGGGAGUACCAGCUGUCUGGGAUGAGGGCACAGUUCCUGGUCUACUCUCCAAAAUGUGCACAACCACUUGGGAUGGCAUCUGGGAGAAUAGCAGACUCGCAGAUUACAAGCUCUCCUCCCUAUGGUAACUGGCUUCCUCAGCUGGCGAGGUUAGAUAUGUCUGGCUCUGUCAACGCCUGGAUUGGCCAGAUCAGUAAAUCAUGGAUUCAGGUUGACCUGCUGAGGCCAAUGCUGAUACAUGGCAUUAGCACCCAGGGAGCCAAGCAGAGGUUAUCCAACUAUUUCGUCACCCAUUUCCAAAUAGUUUACAGAACAGAGCAGGAAUCCUGGAAGAGGUACAAAGGCAACACCACACGCUUUGAGAAGAUCUUCUUGGGGAAUGUUGAUGGCUCUGGUACAAAAGAGAACACCUUUUCUCCUCCUAUAAUUGCCCAAUAUAUCAGAGUGCUUCCCUUGUCAUUCAACAACCUGCCCACCCUUCGCAUGGAGCUCAUUGGCUGUGAUUUGAACAGCUGUUCUAUGCCAUUGGGCAUGGAGAGAGGUCUGAUCCAGGAUAAUCACAUCAGUGCGUCUUCAUUUUAUGAACGUUGGUAUUCGUGGAAACCUUCACUUGCUCGUCUCAACCUGAAUAUAUUUGUUAAUGCUUGGAGACCAAAGGCAAACAACCCUCACGAAUGGCUGAAGGUGGAUUUUGGAGAAGUGAAAAGAAUUACUGGAAUAAUAACGCAAGGUGCCAAGAGCCUGAUGACCCAUAUGUUUGUGACUGAGUUCACUGUCUCAUUCAGCAAUGAUGGGUUCACAUGGACAGCUGUUCUGGAGAAGCAGGUGCCCAGGGUUCAGGUCUUCCAAGGGAACACAGAUUAUAAUAAAGAAACUCUGAACACUUUUCAGCCUCCGAUAUUCAGUAGAUACAUCAGGAUUCACCCGAAAAGCUGGCAGAAUGAAAUUGCCCUGCGCGUUGAGUUCCUGGGCUGUGACACUCAGCAGUGACAGCAUUGAGAGACUAAUACUAGAGAGACUAGGUUAUUAAUCAACAGCGGGAACCACCAGUACAGAUGUCAACAAUAAUUCAAGGGGUUAUAACCCAGAUUUAAAAUCUAUUGUCUUACCUCUUAUCAGCUUUAGCAGCAAUUGCGCAAGCCACCUCUUUCUUGGGUUGCUCUUUACUUGUUUUUUUUUCUUCUUUAAGAGCUUCACAAUGAACACCCUUACUAUAGUAUGGUGUUAGUUCUGGGUUAUGGCUUAUUAUCACUUUUCUCUAAAAACUUCACUUUGUGCUUGUCUGGAGAAUCCUAAAUGCUGAGACUAUAAGUCUUCAUUCCAAUCAAAUCAUGUGACAAUGUAACCUUUCAACUGAGCAGUCGCACACUGUAUAUAAUGUCGAGUAGGUGGGGCUGACAGAGUUGACAAGCUACAUUGCAAGGCUGUUGCUAGACACUGGAUAUUGGACUAACAGAACACAAUGCAAUAGUAAGGGAUAUGCAACACAGAAAUACAAUGAAAUUGAAGCUUCUUGUUUGAUAUACAAAGAUUCCAAAUGCAAUUUAUAUCUGAUGGUCUAACUGCAAGCAGGCACACAGCUCACCCAAAAAGAAGCAGGUCAGUGGAUUUUAAAGUUCUGAAUCUCCUCUUGUUAUCACUCCUGAAAUAAUAAGCACAUCAUGUUAAUGGCUAUUACUGUGCACCUACUCUAACAAUCACACACAUUUAGUUGAUUUCUACAAAUACAAUAAUCUUUAAAUUAUGAACAUUCAUAUAUUUAAGUUGUAUGCUCCAUCUUAAUUUUUGAUACAUGUCUGGGAACUUUACAAUUAAUUAUUGUAUUUGUUGUGUCCAAUCAUAGGGGUCUAACCCUAUACUCUUGAAUCAAAAUCAAAUAAUAGCUCUGUGUGCCAUAAGAUCCACCGUAAUCACAAGUGGAACUUAAUAUUGUUUUAUUCAUGUUUGGUGUUUUCCAUCAAUGUGUAACGAUCCAAUACAAACAAUCCCACGCUCAGAUAGUAAUGAAUGAAACGCUGUGGUUUCUAGUUCUAUACACCAGCAUUCUUUGUGUUCAGAUUACCAGAAUGUAACACAUUCACUUACUUCAAAAGUGAAAUGAGAUCAAUAUUAUACCGGCACCCUUAUAAAAGUUUACCACUGUAAUGCUGCAGUUUUCCCAUGGUAAUACUAUGCAUUUACUAUCGUUUAUCAUGGUUUGUCAUGAUUUUUAAUAUAAUACAAAAUGUACAAAUGAGAGGAGACCAUUUGGUCCAUAUAAGCUCUUGCAGCUCAUAGUAGCUGCUUGGGUUUUGUUUAAUGCCAUGUGGUCAUUUAUCAUAUCUCUCUAUACAAUAUUAACAGCUUCAUCAUAUUGUCACAAUGCUUUAUUGCACCUUGUUGUGUUUUUACUAUAGGAAACAUUUACAGUGUACAGAUCUGGUGUUAGAACAGAGAGACGCAGUCUGGGUUUAUCACUGUGUUAUCAUGGCUUUGAUAUAUGACAUUACUCUAUUAAAGACAACCAUUCUUAUUGUACUAGUAAAGAGAAAGUAGCCUCAUUUCCUUUUCAAAUUAAAUCUUUCUCAAUGGUUAUUUUUCAAUUA
Messenger RNA from Polyodon spathula (Mississippi paddlefish), 6795 nucleotides. It is a transcript of the gene f8, whose product is annotated as coagulation factor VIII, procoagulant component. Lineage: Eukaryota; Metazoa; Chordata; Actinopteri; Acipenseriformes; Polyodontidae. Gene Ontology annotation, molecular function: copper ion binding; oxidoreductase activity. The record is from RefSeq and is a predicted model, not a curated record. The transcript is spliced from 25 exons. The coding region runs from base 83 to 5200 and encodes 1705 amino acids.